UUCCGUUUCCUCUUUCUUGACGUCAAAUUUUUUUCCACUCGUCCUUCCUCCCGUUGAGCUGGUCGUUCUCCGUGGAUUGCUACACCUGUCUUCCGUUUCUUGCUUUAUCUCUCCACAAAAAAGACCACCAUGGAUGAUUUUGACAUGUUGAACGCACCUGCCGCUGGAAACGGUGUCGGCUCAGAGGAGGAUCCCGCGGCAGCUUUUUUGGCCCAGCAGGAGAGCGAAAUCGCUGGGAUUGAGAACGACGAGGGCUUCAGCAUCCUGGACAGUGGAGAGGUGCCCUCGUCGCUGGCAGACGAUGGCACUGUCAAUGGAGAGCUCCAUGGGGAAAGCAACGGCCCAUCAGAUGCCUAUGCAGCAAUUUCCAAUGCUGAUCGACUGCAGGCCGAACCUGAAAGUCUGCGCAAAUGGAGAGAGGAACAAGGCGAGAGGCUGGAAGUGCUGGAUGCUAACUCCCGCAAACAGGAGUCUGAAUGGAAAGAGAAGGCGAAAGUGGAGCUGGAGGAAUGGCAUGCCAGGCAGAACGAGCAGCUGGAGAAAACAAAAUCCAACAACAGGUUUGCUCUGGCAGCUGCUUUCAUCACCAAAGCCAAGGCGGCUGAGGAAGCCAUGAUUUCAGAUCUGGACGAGAACAACCCGGGCACAGAGUGGGAGCGAGUGGCUCGGCUCUGCGACUUCAACCCCAAGUCCAGCAAGCAGGCCAAAGAUGUGUCCCGCAUGCGCUCCGUCCUCAUCUCCCUGAAGCAGUCCCCGCUGGUCCGCUAGGCACCACAUGCUGCUCGGAGCAUCAUUCCAUAUCAUUAUUUCUCCACCACACACCAGCCCAACGACAGAUGUCACACCAUUUGUAUUCUGAGGACUAGAGGGCUCUCCUCCCUUCUCUUCAUGUCUUUUUUACCAGGAAUGGCCCUCCUUUCCCCCCCAGUGGAAGGACACAGCCAGAGGUCCUUCUCCCAUCUGUGUCCUCCCAGCAGGGCUGUAGAGAUUAGCCUUGAUUUACCUCUUCACCAUUUCAAUCCACUAAAAAGACCAGUUAGAUUUGGACCAGGUCACAUGGUCUGUUGUCCGGUGUAAUACUGUAAGGGUGGUGAGUUGGGACACUAAAAGGGAAGAGUUGGAGUUUGUUUGGUUCCACAGCUACACUACAUCCUGCCCCCUCCCUUAAGCUCCCAGAAAAUAUCAUUCCUGUAAUGCUGUGCUGUAACUCUUAACCUCUCAGUCUUAUACAUCAUACAUAAACCGUUUAGGGUUGGAAUACUUGGUGGUUUUAUUGGCUUUUGACCUCCCAACAUACUCCCUCAUGUGUUGUCCUAAAGAAAAAUAUCAGCAGUUUAUUUUUUUGUUUGUUUUUUUUUUUUCUAAGGACCAAACUCUUAAGACAAACUCCAAAUUCAGUGUGUGUACUUUGAACUGUGUGUGUAGUGCCUGCUUGUGGCAUAUCGUGUUAUAUUUUUCAAUCUAUGCAUUGUCUUUUGAAAGCCUCUUCCUCUCCAGUCAGAAUUGAACAAAGUCCAGUCAUUACAAUAUUUGUUUGUGUUAAGACCUCAAUGGUGUGUGUAUGUACUUUAUACGUGUACCUAUGUACAUAUACAGAAGACAAUAUAUAUACAGUAUAUAAAAUGGUGUUGUCACUGAAAUUAGACAGUUGUGGUUUCAAAGAGAACUAGAUUCUAGCCAGCUGAUGCUUGACCAUGUGUGUUCAUUGUCCAUUUGAUUUCAAUAGCAGUAAAAACUAAAUGAGA
Messenger RNA from Menidia menidia (Atlantic silverside), 1745 nucleotides. Lineage: Eukaryota; Metazoa; Chordata; Actinopteri; Atheriniformes; Atherinopsidae. The record is from the annotation of a GenBank genome assembly.